This is a messenger RNA of Cercospora beticola, 1092 nucleotides long. RefSeq lists its product as uncharacterized. The record is from RefSeq and is a predicted model, not a curated record. NCBI's taxonomy places the organism in Eukaryota, Fungi, Ascomycota, Dothideomycetes, Mycosphaerellales, Mycosphaerellaceae.
AUUCACCGAAAUGGUCGAUGACGUCGCGCGUGGGAGCUGUCUGCCCAGCUUGCCAGCUCAGCUCAUGGAAGAGCAUCCGCCCAGAAUUACAAUAUUGGACCAAGAGACACAGACUGGAGGCCACAUUUUACUGAUAGACGACAACUUUACGCAAGCGACUCUACACCUUCAAUAUUGAUCAUGGCAGACCGAAGUAACAGCAUGAUCGCGAAUGAGGAAGCUAUCGACGAGAAUGGUUUUACGGUCGACACCAGCGACGGAGCUGAGGCAUAUCUGGCAUACCAAGCAAGAGAGCUAAAACUCGAAAGCGGAAUCGAUGUAUUAGUCGUCAACAGCGUGAUAUUCCACGACAAGAAGAUUCUCCUGAUCCGCCUUGUCGAUACAAUCAAGUCUUGGGGUGGCCGAAUAGGGACACCAGUAUUUCGCAUUAUACAACCAGGAGACCACGGCCUGGAUGUUAUAUUGAACUCCUCAAUCGACAAGCAAAUCCCGGAAGCAGAUGACAUCUCUGUUGCGGAAUUUUCCAGAGUUGCAGCUCGAACUCAAGUUGGUUUGGAUCCAAGCGAAUUUAGAAACAGUAAAGCUGCGACUGCUCUACUCACGGCAGUGACUCCUGGUGGUCUCAAAGAUACGACAUGGCUACGAGCAAGUUUGUUUUGGACUGUAGGAGAAGAGACUACGCCCACUGUUCCGAAAGGGUCUGUGGCCACGGAAGCAUGGUGGGCUUCUCGUGCUGAAGUGGAACAACUUAGCGAGGACGACUUCUUCUUUGGUCUGAAAGACGAUAUCGUGCAGGCUUUUGAUCUGCGGAAGGUGUAUUAGGCAUGCCUGUGGUGGCUCACUAUAAAGCUGGCACCUACAAGGCCACGAUUCACGGCACACGCAGCCAUGCGGGCUUGAAGCUGGAUGUAAAGUCACGUUAAGUGUGUCGCGGUGGACACUGGAGUCCGUCAAGACCAAGAGCUACCGUUGAGGGCCACGUCCAAUUCCUGGAUUACAGCACAUCUGCCAGCAAACAUGCUGAAAUAUGAGAAGACUGCGUCUCAAUAUACCGCGCACCAAGCCACGUUCAUAGGUGUAGUAUAAUUCUUG